Molecule: messenger RNA, 5449 nt
Organism: Chrysoperla carnea
Lineage: Eukaryota; Metazoa; Arthropoda; Insecta; Neuroptera; Chrysopidae
Exons: 4
Coding region: 30-5351 (1773 amino acids)
Source: RefSeq, a predicted model, not a curated record
AUAAUUUUUAAAGGAUUUUCGGAAAUAAAAUGAAGCAGUUUUCAUUUGUGAAUGCAUAUCAAGAAAAUUUUAUGAACUUUGCAUUAAAAUACUACAGGAGAAAGUCGGGUGAUGAAUCCAAUAAUAUUCAUUCAACGCCAGUAAAUAAACACCGUCAUAAUUUUGGAGAAUAUUCAACGUCACGCCUUGGCAAUCGAAAAAUCACAUAUAGUUUAACUAGAAAAUCACCAACAUCUGAAUCGGAAGUUUCACUUUCAUUCGAUAAUCAACAAAAAUCAUUUAACAACCAAGAAAUUUUAGAAAUCCAAGAAAAUUUUGUAGAAACCCAAGAAUUAUUUAUAGACGAUCACGAAAAUCCAUUCGAUAAUCAAGACGAAGAUACUCUUGAUUCAACCAGUCAAACAUGUGUAAGAAUAUUUAAUGAACUUGGUAAUGUAUCGCCAGAUAAUUUUGCUGAACCGAAUGGCUACAAGGAUUUUAUAAUUGAAAAUAACGAUCAUAUUAUUGAUUUAACGACGUAUGACAUUGAUGAUAUAACAUUAUCGGAUGAUAAAGGCAAAGAAAAUAAAAAUGAUAAUGUAGCUGAUAGCACUAACAAUAAAGAAAUAAUUGAUAAAGAUAUAAUUGAUUUUGUUGAGAAAAAUCAAAUAGAUAACGAUGAUACAUCAUACGAUAUGAAUCGUUUAUGGAAGGAUGAAGAAAUGUUGGAACAAGUAAAAAAUUGUCCAAAAAAAAUUUUUAUGUCUGUACAAAAAUUUAAAAAUUUAGCAAAUGUACAAAAAAAAAUCAUAACAGAAACAUCAUUAGUCGAGGAUGAAAUAAUGGGUGUACAUAUGGCACCAAAUAUAUCAAUCAACGCGAAUUUAAGUGAAUUGGAAAGUGUAGAAAAUGAUAGUGACGAUAAUAACAAUCAACAAAACACAAUUAGUGCGACACAUACUUUACCUGUACGUCCUGCACCAAAAUUUGUCGCCAAAAGUAUGUGCCAAAAGUCUGUUACUUCAACUUCAAGUUCAGAAAUUAAUCAAAUUUUACAAAAACAAAUUGCUUUAUCAGAAAAUGAUCCACGAAAAAAGAAAGAAUAUGCUCGUAUAUUAAGAAUAUUAACACAGCAAAAAUUACUUAAUGAAGAAACAAAUAAUAUGAUGAAAAAUCGGAAUACUCAAAAUCAUGAGAAAAUUGAACGAAAAAGAUCGAUAACAACAGAACAUACAAAAAAACAUGACGAAAAUAAUUCUUACAAACGGUCAAAGCCGUGCGAAACUAUAACAAAAUCAAAUGCCACUUUUCCAUUAAAUCAGAAAGACCUAGAACGAAAAGGAUCAUCGUUUUCGAGUGUGGAAUUAAAAUCAAAUGAGGUUCAACCCAGUUUAUUGUCAACUCAGUGUGGAAUUAGAACUCAAUCGGAUAAAAAUAAAGUUAAACAAAAAUUAAAUGUAACUGAGAGUCGAUCAUCUAUUCAAGUAAGCGGGUUCGAGAAAAAAGAUGAAACAAUCAUUGUGAAAGAAUCUAAUGAAACUAAAAAUGAGGCCAAAAAAUCACAGGAAUGUGAAAAUAUAAAAUUACCAAUUCAAACAAGCGGGCCUGAAAAAAACGAUCAAAACGUAAAUGAGAAAAAAAUGUCACAUUAUGAAUCAAAAAGUCAAAAGCAUGAUUCUUCAAAGAAAAACAUAGAUAAACAUUCAAAAAAAGAAUAUUCAUCUUCUCAUUCAAAAAAGAGCUCUAGUAAAUAUUUUCCAGAUAAAGCUACUUUAAAGGAAUGUGUGGUACUAUUGGAGCGACGUCAUGAGGUUGAAAACUGCUUAAAACGUCAACUUUCCCGAGAAAAGGUUAAACAUAAAAAGAGUAAAUCUGAACAUAGUGACAAAAAUAAAAUCAGCAAAUCGAAAAAACGCAGAGAACAUUCUCAUAAGUCAUCGAAUCAUUAUAAAUCUUCCCAUUCAUCAUCGAAACAUAAAUCAUCUAGCGAUUCGUCAUCAAAAUCGAAAAUUAUUAUGGAAGAUAAAAUCACAAAUGAUUUAAAUGGGUUGACACAACAAUUAAUUGAUUUAAAAAAUAAAGCAAAUCGUAAUGAUUAUAAAACGAAACAGUCCGACGAUAAUCCAUUAAAAAUGAAAAUUCGAAAAAUUCAUGAAGAAAAUAUAAACCAAACUCUAGAAAUUUCUUCCACGUCGGAGAUAGUACGUAAAAAACCGUGGGAUGAAAACUUACGAACAUUAAAGUAUUCGUGGAUUAACAAUAAUUUGAUACAAGAAGAAGGUGAUGAUAUUGAACAAAGGUUAGCACUGUUGGAAGGAGGUGUACACCUUUUCACAGGUGAUAAUGUGGAGGUAAAUGUAGAGAGGAUCGAAAAUGAUUCAAUGCAUUCAGUAUCGGAUAUGGUAUCAACUACCCACGGCAGAGAGCCUUGCGGUGAACAAGGUAUAACUUCUUCGUCAGAAGUAACAACUUCAUGUGUUACGCCACCAGUAAUCAAUAAUGAAGACUUAUCAGAUUUUUUAACUAUUAACCCAGUAUCAAUAAACGAAACAAAUAUGACGCAAAACAAUGUAGAAAUAUCAAAGGAUUGUCAAAAUUUGAAUUUUGAAAGAAAUCCAUCGGUAAUUCAAGAAAAUUUAUUUGAAGUAAUUCAACCAUCUGAAAAUAAUAUAUCAUUAGUUAAUCCAGAACUACAAAAAUCUGUGGAAAUAGAGAAACAUUAUGAAUCAACAGAGAAAAUGGACGAAAAAAUAGAUAACAAUCAGGUUAUACAUAAUAGUGGGACAACAAUAAAGAACGAAUCAGAAAUUCCUAUUAUAGAUUUAACAUACACUGAAUUUAUAAAAAAAGAAGAACCGUCUGAAUGCGAAAUUAUAGAAAUCGAAGAUGAAAUACCAAUGUUGCGUGUAAGAGCAAGUAUUUUUUUAAAUCAGGAAGCAAAUAAUAUAAUUGAAAAAAUAAAAAAUUCUAUGUCAUUUAUAUGCAGUGAUGUGCGUACUUUCAACAAACGUAUAAGAAAGUUAACAAAUAAAAUUGAAAAAACUCGGGAAGAGUUACUUAAAACCGAACAUAUCGAAAUGAGAGCUCGUACAAUUACACCGAUUUUAGCUACACAUUUACACUAUUUCAACGAUACAAAUAUGUUUAAAGCCCUUACACAGGCUAUAAAUGAUUCAGCUGAUAAACAAUUCAAUAUUGAUCAUGUUGAGAAUGUGUUUCACUUAUUAGUUAAUCAGUCACCGAUAUUGCGUCAAGAAUUUCUUGGCUACAAAAACAAUAUUGAACCUGAACCGAAUUUAGAUUGGAAUCGAUCAGUGAUUAACCAAAUUAAUAAUAAAACUGAUGGUGUACAAAAUCCACCAAAUAUAAUUUAUAAUGCGUCAAAUAAUUUAGAGCAGACACUACAAAACAAUACUACAGUAAAUAAUCAUACUACGACACAUUCUAAUACAGUUCGUAACGACGGUGGUCAAGAAAGCAAUUAUUUAAUUAAUUCUUCAACACCGUUGAAUGGAUAUUAUAAUCCACAAUCAGCUCAAGUAUAUAGUGGCUAUCAAUUUCAGUCUUCGCCAUUAACAGUUAAUAGUAUGCAAAACAACAAUAUUUUAAAUAAUUCUAUAAAUUCAAGUCAAAUUCGAAACAAAUUCCCGCCUGCAUAUAACGAGGUAAUAGCAACGAAUCAAAAUCAAGAUAAUUUAUAUAAUGCUACUCAUUCACAAAAUAAUUAUAAUUGGACACAUCAGAGACAUCAGGGUACCGGAAAUUAUUCUGCAGAUAUGUAUACAGAAAUGAAUUUAUCUUAUUCAACGAAAACGGUUCCUAGCCAAUUACAGCCACAGACAAUACAAAAUCGACCAGAAUUGCAACAACAUCGACCGCAACUUCAACAAUAUCAGCAGCAAUCACAGAAACAAACAGCGUUGCAAAAUCAACCACAAGGUCAAUAUCAGAAGAAUGACCAAUCAACAUUCCAAUCAGCGGUGCAAAACCAACCCCAACUUCAACAUCAACAAGAAUCACCACAACAAUCAGUGAUGCAAAAACAACAGCAAUUACAACAAUCGCAUCAACUUCACACGCAAAAUCACCAGCGUUUACAAACAUCAGAAGUACUACAUCAAAAGCAAUUACAACAAACAUCAGAAGUAAUAAAUCAAAAACAAUUACAACAAUCGCAUCAACCUCACACGCAAAAUCACCAGCGAUUGCAAACAUCAGAAGUGCUACAUCAAAAGGAAUUACAACAAUCGCAUCAACCUCACACGCAAAAUCACCAGCGAUUACAAACAUCAGAAGUGCUACAUCAAAAGCAAUUACAACAAUCGCAUCAACCUCACACGCAAAAUUACCAGCGUUUACAAACAUCAGCAGUGCUACAUCAAAAACAAUUACAACAAUAUCAAUUGUACCAACCACAUGGAAAACCAGCACUACCCAAACAACCAGCCAUGUUAAAUCAACAGCAAAUACAAGAACAACAAUAUCAAGAACAAUUGCAAAAGCAACAAUUGCAGAAAAGGCAAGAAUUACAAUAUCAACAGAAAUCACCAAAGCAACUUACAUUGCAGAAACAACAAUUACACCAAACUCAGACACCUCACCAAUCUCAAUCACAAAAUCAACAGCAAUUGCACCAACCACAAUUAUUACAUACGCUAAACAAUCAAGAAUUGCAGAAGCAACAAAACAAAGAACGACAGUGGUACCAAUUCCAACAGAAGUAUUUAUUAAAUCAACAAGAUCAACGAGGAAGCCAAGAACAGCAACUUGUUACAAAAAAGAAGCGAUCGUCAAAAAAAAACACACAAAUUAUUCCUGAACCUCCGAAUUUAAUACCAGAUGGAAAUUCAACGAUAUACUUAAGGCAACAACUACUGUAUUCGGAUCAAAGUGAGGCGGGAAUUAAUCAACCUAGACAAAUAUCGAAUUUUAAAGAUGGAAAUUUAAAAGUGCCAACCUCCAUUGCAACGAGCAAUAUAUAUGUGCCCAAGCACGCAAUCAACAACGUACAAGAUAUCUCGUCACCUGCUCUAAAUUCUCUAACAACAGUUAAUAAUGAUAUAUAUGGUAGUACAUCCGUUAUAAGAAAUACAACGAGCAAUGUACAAAAAGGAAAUAAUACAACCAACAACGUACAAGAUAUCUCAUCAUCUGCGCUAAAUUCAUUAACAACAGUUAAUAAUGAUAAAUAUGGCGGUACAUCAGUUAUAAGAACUGCAGGAACAUUCGAAGUCCCAAGCGUUUCUUCUGCGGCAUCUACACCCCAAUAUAAUAUCGUUUGGGGACAACCUGGAUCCAACUGCAAUAUGACACCUACAUUGGGUGAAUACUCAAAUAAUGAACAGUCUAAUAUUAAUCAGAAUUGGAGUUAAAUUUUGAAGAUGGUUACAAGAUCGAAGAAACUUAUUUACAGUAUUAUUUUCUAUAGAUGUUAUUUUUUUUUUAUAUAUUUACUUUAUUUAUCGAAUAC